Molecule: messenger RNA, 3017 nt
Organism: Nematostella vectensis (starlet sea anemone)
Lineage: Eukaryota; Metazoa; Cnidaria; Anthozoa; Actiniaria; Edwardsiidae
Exons: 2
Coding region: 136-2910 (924 amino acids)
Biological process (GO): protein polyubiquitination; positive regulation of proteasomal ubiquitin-dependent protein catabolic process; ubiquitin-dependent protein catabolic process
Cellular component (GO): ubiquitin ligase complex; cytoplasm
Molecular function (GO): zinc ion binding; ubiquitin protein ligase activity; ubiquitin conjugating enzyme binding
Source: RefSeq, a predicted model, not a curated record
UCUCUCUCUUGCACCACACUCGAGCAAAAUCCAUGGUAGCAAUAAAUAGCAAGAUGGGACGUCAAUUUCUUUAUUACCGGCGUUCUGGAUCAAGAAUAAAAGACCACUACACUUUGAACAGGGUUCAAUUACAUUAUGGGUUGGAACGAGAGAGGAAAAUAUGGUAUUCAUCAUGGCCGAACUCUCCGCUAUAAUGAAAGAUUACCCUAUUUCCUCGGUAGUAACACUCCGAGUGAGUUCCUUAUGAAGCACUCUGGCGACAAGCGGGGAUUCUCUGAUCCCAAGGCUGCUAGCUUCCUGAACGAGGCUUACGGAAUUGACGAUGGCCUGGACAUAGUUUGUGGUCUGGUGGUCCCCAAUGCAAGCUUUGAAAGGAUACAUCCAAUACCUCUAUAUUCCUUGGGAAAACGAAAGAGAUGGCUGUUACCAGAGCUCGUGAAGGAAAGGAUGAUGGAAUCACCAAAUGACAACGAAGAUGAUUCUGAUGAAGAGGAACUCGGUGUUUGCAUCACAGAGAGGCAUGUCCACUUUUCGCACUCUUUAGACUGCAACUGCCUAUCUGUUGCCACAGGGAAAGGGAAGCGAGGGAACGUUUUUAAACCAAAGAAAACUUACAGCACAAAACGAGAUCUGAAUCGUGGAGGCGUUGGCGAUAGACUGUUGUGCUACGAGGUUUGCUCCGCCACCCCAUCGCAGUCAUGGCCAAACUACAUAGAGAGAAAAUUUUACAAGAGAUGGGACAUGGAGCUAGGCCGGAAUAGGGACAAGGCAUCGUGCAAAGUCAGAAAGAACAAGGGAAACAGAUGGGGUGGUUACUCUGAACGUGAGAUCCGCGGGAUGGCUGGCGACUCUGGCUACUGCUCAUUCAAGAAGAAAACAAGAAAACAAAAAUGCAAGGAGCAGAAAGGGAUUAUGAGAAAAAAGACUUUUGAUUUAUUCACUAAAAGAAUGCAUACCCCUAAACAAGACAGACAUGCUACAAAGUUUGAUCUUGGAAGCUAUAUUGAAUCAGUUUUAAACAGCAAAAAUAUAGAUAACGAGGCUGAUGGACAAUUCCUAGAAGACGAGACACCCAAAAGAAAGUCGUUUAAACCCUAUGAGAAGGGUUGUGCUAUCUACAUGGAGACUAAGGGGAAGAGUGAGCUAGUGCCAGCGCAGAGCAAGCCAGAGUUUUAUGAACCAGAACUGAAGACAUCUGCUGUCAUCAACAUCAGGACUCAAGACCUGGAUCCAUCAAGACUGCAAGAGACCUGGUCAGAGCUUUACACAGAAGGGGGGUCUUUCCCUAGAAAGUUUGUCAUUGAUGUGAAACCUUUGUUAUCCAAAGAGCUCCAGGGAGAUCGCAUUUGCAAGGUCUUGUUUGAGACUGAAGUUGGACCUAAUAAAGAUCAUAAUUCUAGUUCUGUUAUCACAAGCAUUGUGACAGGAUCUUUGGACACUUUAGAUGAUGUUAAUAAUAACAUUAAAACUGACUUUGUUUCAACCCUGGCACUGCAGAAGUAUCAAGAGGGGAUGGAAUUGGAGGAUGUUAUCAAAAUUGUGGUAGCAAGUGCUUCCAGAUUACUGCCAUCUUGCAAAGCAGCCAUUCGUGGGAGUAAGUGCGAUUCCAAGUCACUGCAAAGUCUGGAUAUAUUCAAUGAGCUCCAUGGAUGGAAAUAUAAAGUGUUUUCAGUCAGUGAAGCAAAUGAGAAAUUACAGCAAGAUCUUGUCAAGCAAGCAAAGAUCAGAAGUGGAAUUGAUACAAGGGACUGGUUCAUGGUAUCCAAGGAAUGUGGAAUCUGCUUCGGGGACUUCAGAGAAAAUAAAAUGACAGCUUUGAUGUCAUGCGGUCACUCAUUCUGCACUGAAUGCUGGGAGUUUUAUCUCAAGUCACAGAUCAGCCGAGGUGAGGGAGAUAUAGGCUGUCCGGGGUACAACUGUGAUGUUACCUUGGACAAUGUGACUAUAAUGUCAUUGACACCCUCCUGGUAUCCAAAAUUCCUGAAAAGAAAGCUAAAUCGGGCUCUGGAGAUGACCAGCAGUUGGAGAUGGUGUCCAGGAAAGAACUGUCGUCAAGUGGUAAAUGGCACUGAAUUGAGCCCUAACAGCAGUGCUUGGUCAGUCCUUUGCAAAUGUGGAGGUAUCUGGUGUUUCAAGUGUGGGUCGCAAGCUCAUUGGCCUGCCUCAUGUGUAGAGGCAAGAAAGUUUUACAGGAUUGCUGGUAACUAUGAGAAACUUUUAAUUAAUGAAAGAAAGGAAUUGAUCAACUCUGUGAUGGUGAAGAACUGUCCAUCUUGUCACUACCCUAUUGAAAAGCACCUAGGCUGUAACUUUAUGACAUGUGUUAUGUGCAAAACAAAUUUCUGUUGGAUCUGUCUAAUUGAUUUUAAGGACCAUGAUAGAUGUCUGAAGGAACAGUCAUUAAAAGAAGUAGAGCUAACUAAUGAGGGUACGACUACUGCCCGAUUUGAGGGAUUUUUGGAAAUAGUCAGGAGAAACACUUUUUACAGACUUCCCAAGAAUAUUGGAGGGAAGGUUAAGAGGCUAAAGCUCUUAGCAGCCGGAGUAAACAGCUACAAGCAUAUUGCUCCCAUCAUCAAUCCUCCCUGCAGAAACCCAAUUGAGAUAGAAAAACUGAUGGAAAAAAUUAUUGCAAACAAUGUGCUCAAGGUCAUGGAGGAAGGGUUGCAAUUCUCGUACCAGGCACACUUAGCCGUAGAAGGUGCUGCAAAAAAGGCAGCUGUGUGUAAGAACAAGGGUGCUUCUGUUGUGCAUUCCAUGUCUCAACUAGAGUUUAUUGCUGACAGAAUAGAUGAGUUGUGCAUACAGCCAAUUGAACUAUGCGAAAAGGACAAGAGGGCCUGGCUGUCUCGGCUUAUUCAACUUGGAAAGGGGUAUAUGUGCAACAUGGUGAAAGUAUGUGAAAAGUAAGCUGUCCCAAUAGUAACACUUCAGCAAUUUAGAAUAUUUUUUUGUAAAUUUAAUAAAAGUUAACUUUUCUAUAAAUUCAUUUGUAAAUUAAUAAAGAUUUUAGCGGA